AUGCACUAUAUUCGAUUUUGUCGACCACCUGUGUUGGAGCAGGGGAGGUCAGGGCUUAAAACACUGAAGCUUGUUCUCACCAUCACAACCGACCUGAGCGACAAAUUCCUUUGUCCUCAUGAGCCAAUCCAGCUUUCCAUUAUCGGAGCCGGCGCUCCAGCAAAUCCACAAAAUGGUCCGGUGCCCAUCAACCUGACGCCAAAGAACCCUCCAACCUGGAGGGCCGGUAUGCGUGUCUUGAAGGUCGAUGUUCAACUCCCACCACAGCCAAUCGAGACGGUCCAAGUCAGGCCAACCAACCGACAAUUGGCGGCUCUCAUCACCGACGACAUCAGUUCUGGCACUGGAGCCGGCUUGAUUCUUCCUGUCUUUGCGGAUCUCGCACCUGGUCCGACUAGCCACAUUUGCUUCCGGAGCUUGCGCUUGCCUGGCGGGACUGCGACACUUCAGGUGGAGGAGGAGAUGGGUGAGAGCAUGGCCCGUCAUGUAUGGGAUGGCGGCCUCACCACCGCCUCCUUUGUUGCCAGCAUGGUCCUUGGUCAAACGGCUGCCAACAGCAGCAGUACCACGGUGUCGUUGCCCAUUUUGGCAAACAUUCUGCAGCAAAACGACGGACCACUGAACAUCAUGGAGUUAGGCUGCGGUGUGGGCAUCUUGGGCCUUGGUGUUGCGCGCAUCUUGGGCGUUUCAUCGCAAGCAACGGCAGAGAAAUCGACCCUUCUCAUGACCGAUCUCCCCGACGCGGAAGAGCGGACGCUGGCCAACAUUGUCCGCUCGGCAGACCAGACGGCCUGCACCGUGAUGUACGAAAACUUGGACUGGAAUGACGGAAAGGAUGGGAUAUUUGGGCCCGAGGUGACGUCGCGGGCGUGGGACCUGGUGAUUCUCAGCGACUGCACGUAUAAUGACCUGCUGCCCGAGCUGGUCAAGACUCUUUCCGCUGUCCAUGCUCAUUCUGCUCAGCAUUCCGACCCUUCCAACACCAAGAUCUUGCUUUCCACAAAGCCGAGGCAUUCUGACGAGAAGGUGUUCUUUGACCUCAUGUCAGAAGAUGGAUGGUCGAUACAGGAGGAGGUCAAGCUGCCGCUCCCUGUGCUGAAUGACGAGGCGCAGACUGUGGAGGUCUACUUGUUUUCGAAGAGCUAA
Molecule: messenger RNA, 1146 nt
Organism: Neurospora tetrasperma FGSC 2508
Lineage: Eukaryota; Fungi; Ascomycota; Sordariomycetes; Sordariales; Sordariaceae
Exons: 1
Coding region: 1-1146 (381 amino acids)
Source: RefSeq, a predicted model, not a curated record